This is a messenger RNA of Phoenix dactylifera (date palm), 1117 nucleotides long. RefSeq lists its product as uncharacterized. The record is from RefSeq and is a predicted model, not a curated record. NCBI's taxonomy places the organism in Eukaryota, Viridiplantae, Streptophyta, Magnoliopsida, Arecales, Arecaceae.
CAACUCCCCGUGCCACUCUUCACAGCGACUCGACUCCUUUAAUUCCUCUCUCUUGCUCCUCCCUCUUUGUGGGCUUUGAGUUGGUCGCGAUGGAGAGUGGGAGGAAAGGGAAGGGCCUUCUCAUGUAUUUCCUGUUAAUGGGGCUGGUUUCUCAUGAAGUGGUCACACCCGUUGUGUGCAGGAGCCUCGAGAAGUUUGCUGACCAGAAGAACUACUACUCUCCUGAUCCACAUGCACCGAGCCAUCCCAGACACUCACACAGGACUCCUUCUUGCGGAACACCGCCGCACGGCGGGACGCCGACGCCGACGCCGACGCCAACACCAACACCAACACCAUCCCAUGGAGGUGGUGGCCACUCCAAUCCGCCAUCUGGUGGUGGGUACUCCAAUCCGCCAUCUGGUGGUGGGUACUCCAAUCCACCGCCUGCACCGAUCGUCGACGCCCCUCCUUCCCCUCCCCUGGUUCCUAUCGUCCCUCCAACUCCAUUUACUCCGGUGAGCCCCACGCCUCCGGCGCCGCCGUUUAUUCCGAAUCCAAAUAUCCCGCCAUUCUUCACUGGCACAUGCGACUUCUGGAGGACGCACCCAGCAGCAAUAUGGGGCCUCUUUGGUUACUGGGUCCCCGUCGGCCAAUUCUUCGGGUUGCCAUCUACUUCGAUGUUUGGGAGGAACCUGAGCUUACCGGAGGCACUGGCGAACACUCGCAAGGAUGGCUUCGGAGCUCUCCUCCGCGAAGGGACGGCUUCUCUUCUCAACUCCAUGGUGAACCGGAGGUUUCCCCUGACGACGCAGCAAGUGACGGACGCUUUUGCCGCUGCUGCAGCGUCCAACAAGGCUGCUGCAGCCCAAGCCCAGCUCUUCAAGAAGGCUAAUGAGGGCCAUCUCAAGCACAAUUAGUAGCGCCUCCUGAUAUUUUCCUUCAAUGGUACAUGCGUUUUCGCUGUAGUCUCGUGUAAUGAGCUUGAGUGGUGUGUAUGACUGAUGAUCUUCUUUGUGUGUGUUAAUGUCUUGUGUCAAAGCUUCGUAAUUUCAAAUGUAGUGCGAUGUUGUGGGGAGUGGAAAUGGCAUUAAAGAUGAAACAUGAGCAUAUGUUGCAGUGGACCGAACUCGGUUAA